Molecule: messenger RNA, 2495 nt
Organism: Haliotis rubra (blacklip abalone)
Lineage: Eukaryota; Metazoa; Mollusca; Gastropoda; Lepetellida; Haliotidae
Exons: 4
Coding region: 528-1100 (190 amino acids)
Source: RefSeq, a predicted model, not a curated record
UGAACCGUAUCUUCACGGGAGACAAACAUGGGUGGCUGAAGAUCAAUUCUAACCCGGAUCUUCACGGGUCGUGUUGGAAGAGAAUACAGAAACACGCCAUCAUUCGUGAAAGCAAUUAACAUUCAGAAAACCAUUUGUUGUUCCAUCUUAACCAAGUAGUUAGACACGCCUGAUUUCUCCCUAUCAACUCCUUCCAGUCAGGUACAAUUCACCGGUUCCACAAAAGACUCUCUCCAUCUAUCUCUAAUGACGUCACUGUCGUCUGCUAGUCAAUCAAUCAGCACGAGCUGAUAAAAGCGGUUAAUCAAUAAUUGAUUGCUUUCGCUUGAGCGCCAGUCUCAGGAGGCGACGCUGAGUGUGCCCGCGGAUUUCGGUGCCGCAAUACACCGGUCAACAGUCUGUCAAGGAGUAAUUUCAUUGAUACAGGAUAACUUGUUCACACCGCCUCAACAAAUUGAACUAACAGAGGGUAAAUGGGAGAACUCUAGCUGUCGAGGUGAGCACCUGCACCAUGCCUUCCAGUGAGGAUGGACACCGGCGCUGACUGUAGCUACACUGACUCCGCCAACGUCUACCACGAGAACAAGUGCGUCGAGGACACUGUCUUCUGCUGCCUCAACGGUGAAGUCAAAGUCUGCUCGUCGUCGACGUGCGGUGUCAGCGUGACGCCUACCCUCUCCACAUACGCAUUCUGGUUGAUACUCGCCGGUUUAGCAGCAUUCGGCGUCAUCAUUCUCGUCAUCACCUACGUCAUCUGUCGCCACCGGAAACCUCUCCAUGGUUUGGUGCACAGGAAAAGCGUGUUCGGCGAGACUAUCAGCCAGACCGUGCAGAGUCGCGCGGGUACCAGACAUUCCAUCCCCAGGCCAAGUCUCCCAGAAUUUAACGUUCAGUCGGAGCAUUUCCGGUCAGACCUUCGUCGACCAAUCACAGUUAGGAGCAGCAAACCCAGUGCUAUGAUCAAUACAGAGAACACACAAGCUGAACCCAGGUGGACUAUUUUAAAUGGGUUUACACCUCGUUCCCAUGGUAACAAGAGAACCGAUUCCAGAGAGAAUAUAUUGAAAAGCAAGGAAUCAUUGCCAGAUGUACAAGGCUGACGACAUGUUUGUACAGAAAUAGAAUAGUGGUUGGAUUCAACCAAGAUGUAUGUUUUUAUCAGGAGUGCAGUGAACUUGCGUAGUGAUUACCAUACGUUCUCCAGAUAAUGCUUCAGUAGAUCUUUGUUCCGGGGUUUAUUUGAACGUUUGCAACAAGACAUGUAUUUUUGGAUUUGUCAAAUUUCACUCAGUCUUGAAAUAUUAUUAAAUUGAAACUAAACAUCGAUAGUGUACACCUACAUAAAUGAUCGUGCGCGACCCUGGGUGGUCAGAAUGAGCUACCCUUUGACUGACGUGUUUGAGAUUUUUGUCUAAAUUUCGAGUGCUAACUUUUCUCCUCGUUUAUGUUGACCCCCGUCACACAGUUGGAACAGUGCUGUGUGCGGCCUAAAACAUUACUCACCUACUUUCUCACAGGGCAACUGCUUCGCUUAUUUUUAUUCACUAUUCAUUCAUCUAAACAUACAGGCCCACAGCAGAUGUCUAUUGCCAACUGUUUUCUACGCGUUAAAUUAUCUCGUUCUGUUAAAAAGAUUACUUGUUCAAAUAAUGAAAAUUUUUAAUGAUCGCCUAUUUUAAGUUUUCGGUACUCUGUUGAAUCCGCAAUAGAGUGUUUUAUUCGAACCGGAAAACAAACUGUAUAUAUGUAUAUAGGUGUCUUCUUACAAUUGACGUCCGCGAUCAAACAUACCCUUGCAUAGCUUUCAACGAAAUUUUGUAUUUGAAUAUGUAAAUAUAUUUUGCAUAUGUACAAUUUAGCUCGGGUUAAUGUUGCCCCAGUGUCUGAUAAACAAAUAAACACCUGUUUGAUAAAUGUGACAGUAUUUUUUUGACCGUCACACGAAUGACGAAAAUACCAGCACCUGUACCAAACCGCAUAGAAAGAAAGGUUGAAAUCAUGAUUGUACUCUGGUCAUGCUGGUUGUGCGUGGUGUGAAAUCAAAAUAUCACAGAAACGAAGUUCAAAAGUAGAACAAAAAAACCUCCCAAAGAUAAUCAUGGAUCCGUAAGACAACACUGCUUUCAUAUCAGACAUGGCUAUAUCAGGAAUCGACUAUAAUUACCACUAAAGUAUAUCGGAAUCUUUACCACGAUGUCUUUUAAUCACCAUGUGUAUAAUGGAUGGCAAAUUGUUUAUUAUGCAUACAAUACAAUAGACUAAAAAAACGCUUAGUACCUGAAUAUAUAUAAUUUUGUUCUUAACAAAUAAAACCAUUUAAAUUGAGGAGCCCCAUUGAGAUGUGAGAUUCAGAACCUAAGGAAAUCUAAACUUGCUUUAUUAAGAGGAGGGCUCAUUGCAGUGGAGGGCUUGGCUGUAGGGACAAUAAUGUGGUUCAGGGACUGUGAGGCAGACUACAUUGCAGGGAGGGCUAGGCUGUAGGGACAAUAAUGUGG